AUGUCUACACUAAAGCAGCGACAUUCAGAAAUAUUACAAGAGACUCUCAGAUAUAGAGAAAGAGGCAAUGUUCCAAUAAAGACAAUUAGCCGUCUAGUGACAAAAUACGAAACACCAGAAUAUGCUGCUUACAAGAACGUUUUUGAUAGAAGCAAGUGGAUCCCAACUAGAGAAGAACGCUAG
Molecule: messenger RNA, 183 nt
Organism: Phycomyces blakesleeanus NRRL 1555(-)
Lineage: Eukaryota; Fungi; Mucoromycota; Mucoromycetes; Mucorales; Phycomycetaceae
Exons: 2
Coding region: 1-183 (60 amino acids)
Source: RefSeq, a predicted model, not a curated record